This is a messenger RNA of Serpula lacrymans var. lacrymans S7.9, 1712 nucleotides long. RefSeq lists its product as uncharacterized. The transcript has a single exon. The record is from RefSeq and is a predicted model, not a curated record. The coding region runs from base 229 to 1248 and encodes 339 amino acids. Lineage: Eukaryota; Fungi; Basidiomycota; Agaricomycetes; Boletales; Serpulaceae.
CCCGAGGAUGCAGCGGCGUAUGCGACUAUCAGACAUAAAUCAAUACGCAGGAGCAUAUUGGAGCACUUGAAGGUGGGCUCGUUCCGUCGGGCUCAUGCGUCAAAGGACGAUGUGGCGUACAGUACUGUUGAUACCUUGGAAGAUCCGACCAUCGAGUCGCCCAGUGCUAUUCGUUUUGCGAGUUUGAGGCGAGGCGAGGCCGGUGGUAGUAGGAGCACUGUUGACUGGAUGCAGCCGCAGACUAUGCGCGAAGUGCAGCGUCCACACAAGACGUACUCACCUGUUAUGACGCCGAAGAAAGGCAGGGUUGGGGUAAAAGGUAAUAAGGACGAGACGCAGUGGGUGGCAGGGAGCGGAUUUAGGAUUGUCCGAGAGGAUCCAGAGGUCAACACCGCGGAGCAUGGUUUGAAGGAACGAGCCACGGCUAAUGAUAGCAAUGGCUCGAUCAGGCUUAGCAAGUUUUGGAAUUCUGUGAGGAAGAAGAAGGCUGAGCAUCAAGAGGAAAGCGCAGGGAAGGCGGAAGCUAAUGCGAGCAUGUCGAACGUCGAUCAGACUGCUGCUGCAGGAGCGGAGCCCCCUUCAACCCCUUCAAAGGAUGAGACUGCUGCAAAACCUUCUCUUCAAGUAGCAGAAGAAUUGCAUGAUAAGCUGUCUCCAAAGGAACCGAAUACGCUAGUUUCACGACCUUCGAUGCCGCGAGUUGAUUCCUCGAUCCUUCCUCGGAGCCCGCCUUUGCUUAUGUCGCCCCCACUUGCCUCUACGCUCUUCUUUACAUCUCCAUCUGCUGGCAUCUUACCAGACCUUUUUGCCAAUCAAGCAGGCUCAAUCGGCAACAUGUUGCCUUUGGUGUCUGUAGUCCCCAGUCCAAGCACUCCUGUGACGCUUGGGAAGAAGAAAGCGAGGAAGACCAAAAAGUUGAAGACUUCAAAGCCUCCUCCACUCCUGCCAUUCCCGUCUUACACGACGAAUUCGCUUGAUCGUACCCACGUGACCAAACCUGUAGGAGCGGGUACAGUGCUACCGACGACUCCGCCCCGGCGUAGUAAAGCAGCGGUCGAGAAGUCGUCACUUAAGCGUGCGGGGUGGACAACAGGUGCUCCACAGUCGUCCUCACCUACUUCUCUAGUCGCCACUCGCGUUAGAAGUGAAGGACGUCGAAUUGGGCGAAGUGGCGACACCGCAUCACGGGCAGCACUCAGCAAGGUGACUGAAAUUAUUUCGCGAAGCUAUAGUGAGAGGAAUAUCUAGGUAGGAUUGUACCGAUACCAUGUAUCUUAGGAGCACACGUUUCCGUUGUGUCCCGCUUCAACAUCGCUAGUUCCAGUUCUGCAAGGUCGUUUGACGUCUGUGAGAGCCCUUUUAUUUUGCUAGGAACGAACAGAGACAGGGUUAUAGCGGCCCAUCAAAAUGCACGCGCCAGCUUGCUCGACGUAACGGGGAACAAAGACGGUGUGUCUUCGAGGCCCAUUUGCACUGCCCGGCGUUACAAUAGCGGGGAUCGGGUUGCAACCCUCAUCAGUGAAUAGAGUCGCUAAUAAGGCUGCACGAAUGUGUGGAGCGGGUGCCAAGGAACGCCUCCAUCAAUGUGCCGUACAGCAGCUUGCAGCAAUCUUGGAUUAUCAUUGGAAUUUACGCUUGUUCCUCCUGAAUUGUCACAUUUCUUGACUACUCAGCAUCGUGUUAUUUUUCGGAUUAGUAGCAGUGGAUAACAU